CAUUCUUUCUUCCUCUUGGCUUAUAUUAGGGAUAGGGGUGUGGUUUAUUACAAAGAAUGAGUAUUUUGAUAGCUUCUCAUUCUUUGAGCUGUUCUGUAGGUUUAUAACAAAGCUUGGAAAAUACUAAAGGUUAAAAGAGAAUUGAGAGCUGCCAAGGAAAUGAAAGAUGAGGCAGGAGAGAGAGACAGAGAAGUGAGCAGCCUGAACAGCAAGCUGUUAAGCCUGCAACUUAACAUCAAGAAGCUGCAUGAUGUCUGCAAGAGACAAAGGAAGACCUUGCAAGACAAUCAGCUCUGCAUGGAGGAGGCAAUGAACAGCAGCCACAACAAGAAGCAAGCACAGGCAUUAGCAUUCGAAGAGUCAGAGAUGGAGUUUGGGUCCAAUAAACAGUGUCAUCUGAGACAACUCCAGCAACUGAAGAAAAAAUUGCUGGCCCUUCAGCAAGAACUGGAGUUUCGCACAGAGGAGUUGCAGACUUCUUACUGUUCUCUCCUGCAGUAUCAGUCCAUCCUAGAGAAGCAGACAUCCGACCUGGUUCUUCUGCACCAUCACUGCAAACUGAAAGAAGAUGAGGUGAUUCUUUAUGAGGAGGAAAUGGGAAAUCACAACAAGAGCACAGAGGAGAAGCUCCAUUUGGCACAGGAGCAACUCGCCUUGGCCGGGGACAAGAUUGCCUCCCUAGAAAGGAGCUUAAACCUCUACAGGGAUAAAUACCAGUCUUCCCUAAGCAACAUCGAAUUACUAGAAUGCCAAGUGAAGAUGUUGGAAGGGGAGCUCAGUGGGAUCAUCAGUCAGGACCCUGAGAACAAGGGUGAUCAUUCAGAGGUGCGGAUAUACACUUCUCCUUGCAUGAUUCAAGAGCAUCAGGAGACCCUGAAACGACUGUCUGAAGUCUGGCAAAAAGUCUCUGAACAGGAUGAUCUCAUUCAAGAACUUCGAAAUAAGCUGGCCUGCAGUAAUGCUUUGGUUCUGGAGCGUGAAGAGGCUUUGAUAAAACUACAGGCAGACUUUGCUUCCUAUACAGCCACACACAGAUACCCUCCUAGCUCCUCAGAAGAGUGUGAAGACAUCAAAAAGAUCCUGAAGCACUUGCAGGAGCAGAAAGACAGCCAGUGCCUGAACGUGGAGGAGUACCAGAACCUGGUGAAGGACCUGCGCAUGGAACUAGAGACCGUGUCAGAACAGAAGAAAAACAUCAUGAAAGACAUGAUGAAGCUGGAACUGGACCUGCAUGGGCUAAGGGAGGAGACAUCUGCCCACAUCGAGAGGAAGGAUAAGGACCUCGCCGUCCUGCAGUGCCGCCUGCAGGAGCUGCAGCUGCAGUUCGCCGAGACCCAAAAGCUCGCUUUGAAGAAAGACAAGUUACUCCAAGAGAAAGAUGAAAUGCUGUGUGAGCUGGAGAAGAAACUGGCACAGGUUCAGAACUGCCUCCUGAAAAAGGAAAAGGAGCUGGAGAAGCAGCAGUGCAUGACCACAGAACUUGAAAUGACCGUCAAGGAGGCUAAGCAGGACAAAUCCAAGGAGGUGGAGUGCGAGGCCCUGCAGACAGAGGUCCAGAAGCUGAAGAACAGUCUUGAAGAGGCCAAGCAGCAGCAGAGGCUGGCUGCUCAGCAAGCAGCCCAGUGCAAAGAAGCAAUGGUGCUGGCAGGCAGUAACCUGGAGGACGCCCAGAGGAAACUGCAGAACUCCCUCCUCCUGGACAAGCAGAAGGCAGACACCAUCCAGGAACUACAGCGAGAACUUCAGAAGCUGCAGAAGGAGUCCUUGAUGGCUGAGAAGGAACAAACCUCCAACAGAAAACGGGUGGAGGAGUUGUCAUCAGAACUCUCUGAAGCCCUGAGGAAGCUCGAAAAUUCAGAGAAGGAAAAGAGGCAGCUUCAGAAGACAGUGGAUGAGCAGGAUAUGAAAAUAAAUGACAUGCUUGAUCGUAUCAAGCUCAUUCAGCACCAGCAAAGGGAGCAAGUCUCCACUCAAUGCAAGUUAGAAGAUGAUCUUCAGGAGGCCACAAAGCUACUGGAGGAGAAACGGGAGCAGUUGAAGAAGAGCAAAGACCAUGAGAAGCUGAUGGAGGAAGAACUUGAAGCUUUGCGGCAGGAAUUUAAAAAGAAAGACAAGACGUUGAAAGAGAAUUCCAGAAAGUUGGAGGAAGAAAAUGAGAAUCUUCGAGCAGAACUACAGUGUUGUUCUACACAACUGGAAUCCUCUCUUAACAAAUACAACACCAGCCAGCAAGUCAUCCAAGACUUGAAUAAAGAGAUAUCCCUUCAGAAGGAGUCCUUAAUGAGCCUGCAGGCCCAGCUGGACAAAGCUCUGCAGAAGGAGAAGCAUUAUCUCCAGACCACAAUCACCAAAGAAGCCUAUGACGCGUUAUCCCAGAAGUCAGCGGCCUGCCAGGAUGACCUGACACUAGCCCUUGAGAAGCUCAAUCAUGUGACCUCGGAGACAAAGAGCCUGCAGCGAAGCUUGACACAGACCCAAGAGAAGAAAGCCCAGCUGGAGGAGGAAAUCGUUGCUUAUGAGGAAAGGAUGAAAAAACUCAAUAUAGAAUUAAAGAAAUUGCAGGGCUUCCACCAGGAAAGUGAGCUAGAGGUGCACGCCUUCGACAAGAAGCUAGAGGAGAUGAGCUGCCAGGUGCUUCAGUGGCAGAAGCAACACCAGAAUGACCUCAAGAUGCUGGCAGCCAAAGAGGAGCAGCUCAGGGAGUUCCAGGAGGAGAUGGCUGCCCUGAAAGAGAACCUCCUUGCAGAUGAAAAGGAGCCCUGCUGCUUGCCCCAGCGGUGUGUGCCCAAAGACACCUGUAGGCUCCACAGAGAGAAUGAUCAGAUUAUGACCAACCUGGAGCAAUGGGCGAAACAGCAGAAGGUCGCCAAUGAGAAACUAGGAAACAAGCUCCGAGAGCAGGUGAAAUGCAUCGCCAAGCUGACUGGUGAAAAGGACCACCUCCACAAUGUAAUGGUCCACCUACAGCAGGAAAACAAGAAGCUGAAGAACGAGAUAGAAGAGAAGACGAAAGCUGAGAACACGAGGCUCUGCACCAAAGCCCUAAGCCCGAGCAGAACGGAGUCCACACCGAGGGGGAAGGUGUGCGGCACCUUGGGCUGGAAGGGGUUGUCCCAGGACAUGGGUCAAAGAAUGGACCUCAGCAAGUACAUUAGGAUGCCCCACUGCCCAGGUUCCUCGUAUUGCUAGAAUCCGUGUCUAGCCCUGAGCCACAUUUCCACGCGUGUUUCUUCAGAGGAUAGUGAGUUCCCAGCCCUCUCUCUUGACCUGGAUCAGCUCUUACAGGAAUAUAUCAAGGUUCCAGCUAUGUUGUAAGAUGCUAACAUUUUGUUGAGUUUAGGCUGCUUCCUGCAAUGGAGUGAGCUUUAGAACCUUACUACCAUCUCCAGGCCCAAACUCUGAAAUAAAGACAUGAGCAUGAGCACA
Molecule: messenger RNA, 3426 nt
Organism: Saimiri boliviensis boliviensis (Bolivian squirrel monkey)
Lineage: Eukaryota; Metazoa; Chordata; Mammalia; Primates; Cebidae
Source: RefSeq, a predicted model, not a curated record